This is a messenger RNA of Dichomitus squalens LYAD-421 SS1, 612 nucleotides long. RefSeq lists its product as uncharacterized. The record is from RefSeq and is a predicted model, not a curated record. Lineage: Eukaryota; Fungi; Basidiomycota; Agaricomycetes; Polyporales; Polyporaceae. The annotation marks the transcript as partial. The transcript is spliced from 2 exons.
AUGCGAGACGAAACAGCAUCGCACGGUCGGAACAUUCUGCUGGCAACCAGCAGAAGACGCCUGCGCUGCCGAAAAGGCAACGCUCACGCCAACAACGGCGGGAGACGCUGUCAACGCCAGCGCCUGAGACCGGGCGUCCCGAAACCUCCAAAGAAUUUGCCGCUCGCAUCAAGCGUGUCGUUCUCCACCCACCUCGCGCAGAACGACAGGAGGGCGCGGGCGGACGGCACUCCACCAUCUUCGACACUGCAGGACAGCAGUACUUCGGCUCAGCCCGCCGAGCAUGUAGAACGUUCGGGAGCUCAGCUCCUGGACCACAUCGCCGGUUCUCAAGACGGCAUUCACCUGGAGGGCGCGUUACACAACAGAUACGCUGAAGACGCGUUUUUUGCGCCAAUUAUUCAGAACCCGCAUCAGUACAAGAAUUUUCACGUUUCUAACGGUCUGGUCUUCCUUAGGGAACGGGGACGCGAGCUUCUGUGCAUCCCUCGUGUCAUAGUCAACGGACGUAGCGCUAGGGAAAUUGUAAUCUCUCAUGCUCACUCGCUGUUGGCGCAUCUAGGACCUAGGAAGACGGCCGAUCUCCUCCGCGACCACGUCUGGUGGAAGACU